Bactrocera tryoni is the source of this 414-nucleotide messenger RNA. RefSeq names its product calpain small subunit 1-like. NCBI's taxonomy places the organism in Eukaryota, Metazoa, Arthropoda, Insecta, Diptera, Tephritidae. The coding region runs from base 86 to 298 and encodes 70 amino acids. The transcript has 2 exons. The record is from RefSeq and is a predicted model, not a curated record.
UUGCGACGAAGCUGACAACAUUAUACCGAGUAUAAAUAACAGCCCUAAAUGUUGUUUCAGACAUUGCAGUUUCAGUAUUUGCAACAUGAAGUUCUACGCUCUCUUUGCUUUUGUCCUGGCCUUAGUGGCGAUGGCUAUGGCCAUGCCUGAACCUCUGCCCGGUGGUGGCGGCGGCGGCGGUGGCGGUGGUGGUCUCACCUUUGAAGAGCUCGGUGGAGGCGGCGGCGGCGGUGGUGGCGGUGGUCUCAACCUUGAACUUGGCGGAGGCGGUGGUGGUGGCGGCGGCGGUGGCAAGUAAAUCGCUCAGCCAUCAACCGACAUACAUAGUUUAACACAUUGUUAAUUGAUUUUACUGUUUGGCGCAAGGAUUUAGAACAAAUUAUUACAUUAAUAAAUCUAAUUUGAUAAACAAAA